GAUGAGAAAUGCUCAGAUGCACUGAGAAUCAGGAAAAUGACACAUCAUCUGACUAAACAUGAGCGGUAUUGAUUAAAUAUUGACCCACAGGACAAAGAGAGUUCUCAAAUGCACGUGCCUGCAUGUUUGUAUGCCUGCAUCAAUGUGUUUGCUCAGGCAGAUAGAUGUAACUGAUACCAACACAAUUACCUGGGCAGCAAAUGUAAACGGGUGACAUGACAAUUUGUGGCCUUUACUUCAAAAUCCACACGCGGAACUGCUGCCAUACAGCAGCCUAUCAAAAUCAUUUUAAUUAUUUCAUCAGCCCUGCUACUGGCAGGCAAUUGCAUCACUCCUGUGGUUUAGAAAGGUAAUUUCAUGGAGGUGACUGCCUAGUGAGAACAGUCUGUGCUCUAAUGGAGCUCCGCUAACAUGAGCCACAGGCCAUAGAGAGUGGGAGAAAAAGUACUUCAGGGGCGAAAGCAGGCUGCAAUAAGAGGAAUGGCUCAAUAAACACGUGUCUAAUUGAGCUGUAAAGCUACAACCAUGAGAGAUGCUUGGAUUGGCUUUGACUGACAUUUUUCGAUGAGCUGUUGGGUAGCAGGUGAAGAGAGGCUGGUAAUUUUGGACAGCAACCAAUAAGGAGAAUUAAAAAAAAGAGGAUGUGAUCAAACAUUAUUGUAUACUAGAUCUGAUUAAAGCUCUUUGACAAAUGGUUUGCCUUUGGGCAGGGUUAGAAUCAGGCAAGAGAACAGUGUUCUCACAUCUUGCUUUGCGCACCAGUGCGCUUUUUCCAAAGGGAGCGCGCAGAGACGCACACAUGGGCGCGCGCAGAGGGAGAGAGAGAGAGAGAGAGAGAGAGAGAGAGAGAGAGAGAGAGCAAACCUCGUCUGGGGCGUCUCAUCAUUAAUUUGCUGUCCAGUUUUCGUGCGCUCCUGUGCACCUGCUUUGGAAAUCUCGGACUCCUCGUUUGAAAAAAAUACAAAAAACAAAACAAAAAAAAUCUCACUUGAAUUUUUUUGAAAAUGGAGUUCCCCACUCUUCCUCCCGACGCUCUUGGCGAUUUUAACGAGCACUACUCGUUCCCCGGAACUCCUUUCAAUGGUUCGUUUCCCGAGGAUCUGCUGCCUCUGCCUUCAAAAAGCAACAAGACCGUCGGGGCUGCGACCGGGGACACUGGGAGUCUAAUCAUCGCCGUUUGUGUCACGGCUCUCUAUUCUCUCAUCUGUGUGGUGGGACUGCUGGGUAACGUGCUUGUAAUGUACGGGGUGGUCAGGUACACCAAAAUGAAGACCGCCACUAACAUCUACAUCUUCAACCUGGCUCUCGCCGACGCCCUCGCCACCAGCACCCUCCCCUUCCAGAGCGCCAAGUGCCUGAUGAGGACGUGGCCCUUUGGGGAGCUGCUGUGCAAAGUGGUCAUCGCCAUUGACUACUACAACAUGUUCACCAGCAUCUUCACGCUCACCAUGAUGAGCGUGGACCGCUACAUCGCCGUGUGCCAUCCUGUGAGGGCCCUGGACUUCCGCACGCCCGCCAAAGCCAAGCUCAUCAACAUCUGCAUCUGGAUCCUCUCCUCUGCCAUCGGGGUCCCUGUGAUGAUCAUAGCUGUUACCAAGGAGACAGAUAAAGGAAACAUCGUCUGCACACUCAGAUUCCCCAAACCUGAGCAGAACUGGGACAAAGUGAUGAAAAUCUGCGUGUUCAUCUUUGCUUUUGUGGUUCCCGUCCUGGUCAUCACCAUCUGCUACGGUCUGAUGAUCCUGCGACUCAAGAGUGUACGUCUUCUCUCCGGCUCCAAAGAGAAGGACAGGAACCUGCGGCGCAUCACCCGCAUGGUCCUGGUGGUAGUGGCGGCCUUCAUCAUCUGCUGGACUCCCAUCCACAUCUUCAUCAUGGUCAGGACCAUGGUGGAUAUUGACCAAAAAAACCUCCUGGUGAUGGCCAGCUGGCACCUGUGCAUCGCGCUGGGCUACACCAACAGCAGCCUCAACCCCGUGCUGUACGCCUUCUUGGAUGAGAACUUCAAGAGGUGCUUCAGGGAUUUCUGCCUGCCCUACCGCUCCCGCCUGGAGCAGAGCAGCUUCUCCAGGGCGCGCAACAGCACACGGGAGCCCGCGUCCGUUUGUGCUCCUGCGACGACAGAGAGACCGCCGGCCUGACUAGGAAUGGAUCAGAGGGGAGAGGGGGUAGUUCAGGAUGACCUCCAGACUGAGGUCACUCAGUUCUCCACCACAGGAGUAUGAGUCUAGAGAUAGUAUGAGAUAGAGAGGCUUUUGACCUACCUAUGAAGAUAAAUCAUCGAUUGUGUUUUUGAAUUCAUUUAAUGAAAUGUCUGUGUCCCAAUAGGUUUUAUAAGAGUCAGGAUGAUCACAAACAUGCCUGUGUGUGCCUGUGCAUAAGGAAGUGGAUACAAAUGUACAUAUAAUCUUGGAGUGUACACACACACACACACACACACACACACACACACACACACACAUACACACACACACACAAACACAGUACAAUCAGAGAGUAUUUCGAGAGUUCAUACGUUUUUUUUUUUUUUUUUUUUUUUUUUACUGUUUUGGCUCCACUUAAGCUCAAUAAAAAAUUAAUAGCGCUUGAAGUGCUGACACCAAGCUUCAACAAUGUUUGCAGGUCUUCACAUCCAUAUUAGGUGAACAGCACAGGACUCAUAGCUGUGUGUAUACAUAGUCUCACAAUGAUCAGAUUGUCAAGCAGGUGAUUGAUCACACAGACAGUGCCACCACUGAGGAGUCUUUUUAUGGCCAAGCAGCGGCCGGCGUGUGACUGGUUGAGUUGGUCACCUGACCUCAAGUCCCACAGAUCGCGAACUUCACUUGAUGGAGACCAGACUGACUGAGAAAAUCUCCUGUAGCAGCAAGAGGUGAAGACGGCUGCGGUGCAGGCUUGGCAGAGCAUCAAUAGGGGAGAUAUUACUGUGAAGCAAACACUUCAGCCAGUCAUUGAUUUGCAGCUUAGUAUUUGAACACAAUGGCUUUAUUUAGCUUUAGCUUAGCUUGUGAAUAUUACUUUCGAUUCCUAGGGGAUACAGUUGAUUUUAUAGCCUUUUUUGCCAAAAAUGUCUUGUUGAAAAUGAUGCUUUGAGAGUGGUGAGAGUGAACCAAAACAGUAAUGUUGCGGGCCAAAAAAACAGAAAUGAGCUGAAAGACGCUAUAAUGCCGCACUGAGCUGAGGGGAACUGCAGAGUCAAGUGAUAGUUAUCUGAGGGUUUACCACUACAAGCAGCUCCCUUCACAUAACACAGUCACUGAGUCCACUUAAUCUAAACACAGCUGAAUUUGCUGUGGUAAAUUUCACAUCCAGUGCGCUGGAAUUCUACAUGACCACAGCGCCAUAUUAUUUCACUUUUAUCAAACCAGCACACCAUCAAAGGAAUGAAAUCAAAUGAAAAUAUGGCCUUUGAGAUUAAGCAGUGAUGACUGGCGCUUCUAGCAUAUAGUCACCAUGAGCAUCAGUCUUCAGUUGACUCACUGUCUCCACUCCUCUAGCAGUUAGUCUGCUCUGGUUUGUUUUGGUUUUUUUGUUUGUUUGUUUGUUUGUUUUUGUAUUUUGCACAACCAAAAUAUUCAUCUGACAAUAAACUGAGGAACUGGCACUGCAGUUUCAACUCGUAGUGAGGUGACUGAAUGAUCCCCAAACUGGCACAGAGACAAGUCUGAAUUGGCUGAAAUGCUUUAGCAAGCAACAAGAUCAUCCUGUACAUACUACAGCUAAUGGACAGCUUUCCACUGACGAUCGUUGGACACUUGCAGGAUGAGAUGUAAACACUUUUUUUUUAACACAUUUUGAGAGAAACACAUUUUGAGAGUCAUCUUUCCUCUGCAGCAUUGCAGUUUUGUUUAAAAUGCAGGCAUCUAAAUUACAUACUGUAUCAAGUGUAAAGAUACUAUUGUUAUGUAACAACAUAAAGUGAUAAUGUGAUUUUUUUUGUGUUCUAACGUGCUGUCAAUCUGUUGUACCAUUAAACUUCACUUGUAGAGUCAAUUAUUAUAUAACUAUGUAUUUACACUAAGUGCUAUAAGAACUAGAUGAAGCAUUCUAAAUCUUAAAAAAAAAAAAGUUUGUGUCUCCUGUCUGGACUGUCUCUAACUUUUUUAAAGCCAUACCUGUAAGAGGAGCAUUCAUAAAUGCCUUCUGCAGGGUGGCCAACAAUAUGUUCAUCUUAAUGAAAAUCUGUACCAUAAUGCCUUAUUCAGCUUUAUGUUUAGUUCUGUUUGUAAAUGUGAAUUGUUUUGUAGAGAAAACUGCUUGAUCUUUAUAUUAUCCUCAGAUUUUUUGGUUUCAGUAAAGACAAUAUAUAAAGUAUCUUAUUGUAUAGAUGUAAUUACCACUUUUGUCUUUUGAAAACAUUAAUACAGUUGUCAGUUGCAUAAGUUGUAUCUUGUAAGUGCUUUUAUUUUGAAUUUUUGUUGUUAAUGACUUUUAGUUUUAAUCAAAUAGUUUGUUUUCUGUGAUCAUUAUUACUGAUGUUGUUUACACUUAUACUCUGUAAAUGCCAGUGAGGCCUCAUGGGAGUCACACAUGUAAUUAGUUGGUACAAUUAAUUACGUAUUACUCAUCAGGUCGGUGUUGACUGGGCCGAGGGGCCUUCAACCUGGAAGCCACCGGUGGUCAUAGAUCACAGGGAGUGAAGGAGAUACAUUUAAAAUGUGUGUGUAAAUGUGAGUGAACAAAUGAAAGCACAAUGUGAAAUAAGUCAGGGAUGAUACUGAGGUUUUCUGGACACCAGAUGCCCCAGAGAACUAGGUUAAUUUUACACUGUAUCAAUUAAAGAAUAAAGCUGGUGAUGUUCUGUAUUUUUGUGACUGGCAACAAAUGUGGCUCACUGAUGUAAUACUCUCUUAAUAUUUUUUGGAUGGAUCUGUAUGGCACAGAGGAGUAUGUUAUAUCAGACUUUGGCUACACAAACAAUACAUGUACUUGCUAGUUGGUUCAGUUCAUAAUUUUUUGUUUGUUUAUUUGUUGACAGCAAGCCAAAUGCAUGUGAGUUUCACCAGCCUUAUUCUUUAAACCACGCAGGUCCAAAGCCCCUGACUGACCCAGAGUCAGACUACCACUUUAAUCACAGUUUUUGUACACUCAUCUUGCAGUAAGAAAAAAUGAAAUAAAGAUAAAAGAAUCAAUUUUAACUGAAUGGGUCACACCAGAGUGCGAGUCAAGCACAAACACCCGUGAUUGGUCAAUACCCGUUACAUACAUUUGACACUUAAACAAGACAUUCAUAACGUAAAUGCCAGUGAAGGCUGUAAAUGCCAGUGGGGCUCACAGGAGAUGUGCUGAAAAUCACAAAUCCUUGGCUAUUUUUGCAUUAUGGUCCAUGCCUGACAUGUCCAAUUGGUCUUGGUCUUUCAUUGAAGUUCUUGUGCACAUUAAAGGGCUGAAAUCAAUCUCUGCUGAAAGACUGAUGAUAUCUCAGUGAAUAGAAACUGUGAUUAGGUGGCAUCGCUCUCUUGGAGCCUUGUGGAUGUUGACAGAUACCACUCGAGUGACAGGAAAGAAAGAUUUUCAGUGUGAAGCUUGGAGGUGGAAGGGGGGUGUGGGGUGGAGUGGGUAUGUCACUAUUGCCGAGCAGAGCAUAUAGUAUGGUCCCUUUAUGAAAUAUACAUGGCUCUGCCUAUACGUUCACUGUGUAAAAGACAAAUGAAAAAGCAACAAAAUGAAUAAUUUAGUUAAACACCAUGAGCUGGAGCUGGCUCCUGACUCGACUAGACUGCAUGCUGGCCCUUUUAAAAAAAUAUGAAUACUAAAAGCGCUUUAUUCAGCAGAGCAGGUCAGAUCUGCAGCGUUACUUGUCACGUCUGAGAACUCGAGCGUAGCUGUCAUCUUCGCCCCUGUUCUGGUUUUUAAUAUCUUGUUUUGUUUUUUUUGUCCCUAGAGCCUGGGUGCACACUAUCAUUUGCUAUUAAUCAUGUACACACACACACACACACACACACAGAUGCUGUAGACCAGAUCCAAAGUCAGACGAAGAUAAUUAAAAGCUUUUCAUCUCCUGACCCUAACUAAUGGUUACACACACGCUGAAACAAAUUAACAGAGGGAAACGGGAACAGAGAGUGAAUCUUGCUGAAGUGUUCUCACUGUUGCGAUGCUAAUGAUUCCCUUGCUGGCAUCAAAAGCUUAGACACAAUCAAUAGUUUUGAAGCAAGACUAUCUUUUCUGUUUCAUCUGGGUGAUGCUUGUUAUGAGACUUCCAGUGCUAGUUUGUGCGUGAGGGACACUUUGUGAAGAGAUCUAAGCGAGCGAGGGAGACGUCUUACUCCUCACUAACGCUGCUGAGACAGAUUUGUAGUUUGGCCCGAUGGAACACAAUUAUCUUGUUUGGCAGCUUGAACAGAAGUA
Molecule: messenger RNA, 6351 nt
Organism: Lates calcarifer (barramundi perch)
Lineage: Eukaryota; Metazoa; Chordata; Actinopteri; Centropomidae
Gene: oprd1b
Product: opioid receptor, delta 1b
Exons: 3
Coding region: 1005-2141 (378 amino acids)
Biological process (GO): neuropeptide signaling pathway; G protein-coupled opioid receptor signaling pathway
Cellular component (GO): neuron projection; membrane
Molecular function (GO): neuropeptide binding; G protein-coupled enkephalin receptor activity
Source: RefSeq, a predicted model, not a curated record